GCAAAGAGGUAGGUGGGUGGGUUGCAUUGUUGAGGAGUCAAAUGAGAAGUACAGAGGUACUUCUAGAUAUAAGCUAGAUAUAGAACUAGCACACAAGGAUAAGAGUCAUCAGUAUACGUUUCUUGGGUUACCAUGGGAUCCUCACUGGCUGGAUUAACAGAACCUGCAAAGAAAUAUAUUUCUUCAAUUCUUCUGAACUAGCCUUAGAGCAUGAAAUGUAUCCAUCUUAUCCAAGAAUAAAUCAACAUUUAAAUACCAGUUAUUUUGUGUGACUGGCCAGUGCUUUUCUGACCAUCCUGCAGUCCUAAAAGAGAUUAUGGACUUGUUUUGCUAUCAUUACUGUGUAGCAAAACAGCACUGUACUGUUCAAACUCCCUUCAGUGCUGCUAAAUGAAUGAUUACCAUGUAAUGAAGAGGGAUUGCUCAACAAGGUGCCUGCUUGCCCUUGAAGGGAUAUGAGCAAUCCAAGUCCUAAACGGUCAGACCUAACCCAUUCAGCUGGAGUUUCAGGAGGAUUCAUGGACUCCUCAAUAAAUAUGCAGGCGGAUGAGUUGUUUGGUAGAAAGUUGAAAGCUUUGAACGGUAACAUGGGACCUCCGUCUUCAAAUAUACAGGGGAAAUCUGAAGCACCAGCUAUGCCUAAAAUGGGGGUACGGGCAAGGAUCUCAGAAUGGCCUCCUAGAAAGGAUGGUUUGGAAGGCAGACCUCCACCAGACUAUGAAAGUUUAAUGUUAGGGUUCCAGAAUGGACAGAUUGACCAAGGCAUGGACUCAGUUAGCGAAAGAAGCCAGGAGGUAUCUGUGGAUCUAGAGUUUGCAGAGACAAAAUGUGCCUUAGGGGACAUUUUCAACAGAUCUCCUGUUAAGGGGCUCCAUCCUAUCCGGCAAAGAAGCAACAGUGAUGUCACCAUUAGUGAUAUAGAUGCAGAAGAUAUCCUUGACCAGAAUGCUGUGAAUCCGAACACGGGGGCCUCUCUCCACCGGGAAUAUGGAAGCACAUCUUCAAUUGACAGGCAGGGGUUGUCUGGCGAGAGCUUUUUCGCGAUGCUGAGGGGAUAUCGGGUUGAUAGUCUUGAACAUCGAACCAUGCCGCCUUUGGGAUUUCCUGAACUUCUACACUACAGCUCUUCUUUCUCCCCUAGCCUUCAAACUGCAACGCAGAUAUCCAGAGGAGAAUUCGUCAGGAUCGAUGGGUAUGAUUAUGUGGAUAGUUCGCUGCUGUAUAGUAGAGAAAGAGAUACAUUUUUCAAGCAAAGGUUGAAAUCCGAAACUGUGGAGACCUCUCUGUUCCGGAAGCUGCGGACAAUAAAAAGCGAGCAUGACGGUUUAAGGUUCUCGACUGAACAGGAUGACUGCAGGCUGGAGAGGCUUGGACGGCCGCUGAGCUUUCAGAAAUGUUUUGCACACUACGACGUAGAGAGUAUUUUGUUCAACAUUAGUGAAGCUAUGGCUAACCGAGUUAACCUUGGAAAAAGAAAAAACACUACUACUGGAGCUUCUGCAGCAUCACAAUAUCAAGGUUCUGGGGGUGCUCCAGGGCUCUCCGAGUCCCCAUUGGGGAGCAGAGAAGACCUAAACUCAAAAGAGAACUUAAAUGCAGACGAAGGGGACGGUAAAAGCAACGUCUUGGUUCUUAGCUGCCCCUACUUUCGCAAUGAGAUUGGAGGUGAAGGAGAAAGGAGGAUUUCAUUAUCCAGGGCUAAUUCGGCUACCCAUUCUGGCGAGAACUGCUCCUUUGAGUCCUCCCUUAGCUCGCACUGUACCAACGCUGGUGUGUCUGUGCUUGAGGUGCCAAGGGAGAACCAGCCUAUUCACCGGGAAAAAGUCAAACGUUACAUUAUAGAACACAUUGAUCUUGGAGCGUACUACUACCACAAAUACUUCUACGGCAGAGAACAUCAAAACUACUUUGGAGUAGAUGAAAACCUGGGGCCUGUGGCUGUAAGCAUUCGGAGGGAGAAGCUGGAGGAUGGGAAAGAAAAGGAUGGAGUGCAAUAUAACUAUCGGAUCACCUUCAGGACCAGUGAGCUCACCACUCUGAGAGGAGCAAUACUGGAAGAUGCUGUGCCCUCCACAGCCAGACAUGGGACAGCAAGGGGGCUGCCUCUCAAAGAGGUGCUAGAAUAUGCAAUACCGGAGCUAAACAUCCAGUGCCUAAGGCUGGCUUUAAACUCUCCCAAAGUCCCAGAACAGCUGCUUAAAUUGGAUGAACAAGGGCUGAGUUUUCAGCACAAAGUCGGGAUCCUUUACUGCAAGGCCGGGCAGAGCACAGAGGAGGAGAUGUACAACAAUGAGACUGCUGGGCCUGCCUUUGACGAGUUCUUGGAUUUGCUGGGCCAGAGAGUGCGGCUGAAGGGAUUCAGCAAGUACAGAGCCCAGCUGGACAACAAAACUGAUUCAACUGGAACUCACUCACUGUACACCACCUAUAAAGAUUAUGAAUUGAUGUUCCAUGUGUCCACUUUACUUCCAUAUACUACCAAUAACACACAGCAGCUCUUAAGGAAAAGGCACAUAGGAAAUGACAUUGUCACCAUAGUUUUUCAAGAGCCCGGGGCCCUUCCCUUUACCCCAAAAAACAUCCGCUCCCACUUUCAACAUGUGUUUGUCAUAGUGAAAGUACACAACCCCUGCACUGAAAAUGUUUGCUACAGUGUGGCUGUUUCAAGGUCUAAAGAUGUGCCUCCAUUUGGGCCCCCUAUUCCUAAAGGAGUGACUUUCCCCAAAUCUGCAGUUUUUAGGGACUUUCUCUUAGCCAAAGUGAUCAACGCAGAAAACGCAGCACACAAAUCUGAGAAAUUUCGUGCCAUGGCUACAAGGACGAGACAGGAGUACUUGAAAGACUUGGCAGGAAACUUCGUCACAACGGCAACUGUCGAUAGCACAGUGAAAUUUAGUUUCAUUACACUGGGAGCAAAGAAAAAGGAAAAAACUAAACCACGAAAGGACGCCCACCUGUACAGCAUAGGAGCCAUUACCUGGAAUGUUACCGCUCGAGACUUUGGGCAAUCCGCUGACAUUGAAUGUCUGCUUGGAAUUUCAAAUGAGUUCAUAAUGUUGAUAGAAAAGGAAUCAAAAAAGGUGGUAUUCAACUGCUCCUGCAGGGAUGUUAUUGGCUGGACAUAUGGAGUUAUGAGUAUAAAAAUAUUUUAUGAAAGAGGGGAAUGCGUCUUGCUCUCUGCCUUUGAUAACUGCGGUGAAGACAUCAGAGAAAUUGUUCUGCGGCUGGAGAUUGUAACCAGAGGCUGUGAGACAUCAGAAAUCACCCUCCGGAGGAACUCACUAGGCCAGCUCGGGUUCCACGUGAACUUUGAGGGAAUAGUGGCAGAUGUUGAGCCCUUUGGAUUUGCAUGGAAGGCUGGCCUCAGGCAAGGGAGUCGCCUCGUGGAGAUCUGCAAAGUGGCAGUGGCCACUUUGACCCAUGAGCAGAUGAUUGACCUCUUGCGGACAUCGGUGACUGUAAAGGUGAUGAUUAUUCAACCACAUGAGGAUGGCUCGCCCAGGAGAGGCUGCUCAGAGCUGUACCGAAUUCCAAUGGUGGAGUACAAACUUGACAGUGAAGGCACCCCUUGUGAGUACAAAACCCCUUUCAGAAGGAACACAACCUGGCAUCGCUUCCCCACUCCUGGUGGUCAGCCCAUUACGCGGGCCUCCCCCAUCCAAGGACCUGCCGACCGACUGCAGGGCCAGCAGUUUCUUCAGCAGGCUCAAGCAGUCAUUCCCCGAAGCACCUCCUUUGACAGAAAGCUGCCAGAUGGCGCAAGGCCAAUUCAAGACGUUGAAAACCCCCAGAUACCUCUGUGCAACAAAAGUGAUGCCAGUCAGCACUACAGAAGUUCUCCAAGCAACCAGUCAUCGUCCAGCGACCCUGGGCCUAGUGGAAACAGCAAUUGGACACAGCAGGCAGGAUAUGAAGGAUGUCAGUCCCCUGUUCUGCAUGAUCAUCCAGGCGAUCCACCUGGCGCACUGACUGAUGGUGAUAGACCACGAGAGAGGGAAGGAACUUUAGAAAGGACCAGGUCUACUGAUGGAAAGUGGCACAUACCAUCCACUAAGAUAUUGAAUUCAUUGAAAGACAGAGGCCUUCAAGAGGGAACCAGUGGGAAAGACUCGCCAAACAAACUUUCACAUCACAAUGGAGAUAAAAAUUCCAGUCAUUCCAGCAGCAACACCUUAUCAAGCAAUGCAUCGAGCAACAGUGAUGACAAGCAUUUUGACCCAGGGGACCUCAUGGACCGUGAGAUGCUGGGAUUAAUUUACAUUAAAGGGGCCUCAACUGACAGCGGGAUUGACACCGCCCCAUGCAUGCCACCCAAUGCUGUGGCAGCAGUGCAUUUGGCAGGCAGCCGGGCAGCCCAACACAGCCGGGCUGAGCAGAUGAUGCAAUGGGCAGGUCAUCAAGAAGAUGCAGGGCCAGAGGACGAGCAAGCCAAACUGUUCGGAAUCCAAAGCUAUGCCUCUGCUAUAGCAGCUAGCCACGUUACAGAAGGAAGUAUCGGAGACCUCAGUGAAAUCGCAUCCCACACCAGGAGACUAUAUGGUGAUGCAGUGGAAAUUCCAAUGUCUUGUCAGCUCCAGACUCCCAGAAGAGAGAGUAAGCACCAGCCAAGCUUUUCCAUGGAGGAUUUUUUGAAGCUGAUGCUACCAGACAGCCCUCCUGUGGAAGACAGCAGGAGGAAGAUUUCUGCUUCUGGCAGUCUGUCGCCAAAGAAGUCUCUGCAUCGCACUCUGUCUGAUGAGAGUUUAUGCAGCAACAGAAAAGGUUCCUCGUAUGCCAGUUCUCGAAGUUCAAUGCUUGACCAAGUAUUGCCAAAUGAUAUUCUGUUCAGCACUACGCCACCGUACCACAGCACUCUACCGCCCAGAAUGACACUAAACUCUGGUGCAUCAAACCUAAGAAGUGAAUUCUGGUUUUCCGACGGGUCCUUCGCUGAGAAGUCCAAGUUUACUGACCCUGGCCUGAUGCCCCUACCAGACACUGCCUCUGACUUGGACUGGUCUCAUCUCGUAGAUGCUGCACGAGCGUUUGAAGACCAGAGAGUUGCAUCCUUUUGCACCAUGAAUGACAUGCAACAGGAACAGGCUUUGCAGAUCUCCGAGGUGUUGUCCAGACAAAUUGCAGAAGCAGAAGGGAAGAACAUUGAUGAAACUGGGGAGAAUUCUCCAGCUACUCUUACUGGGAAGGUAAACCAACUGGAAUUGAUUCUCCGACAGCUGCAAUAUGACUUGCGAAAGGAAAAGGAAGACAAGGCUAUCCUAAAGGUUGAAGUGCAGCAUUUGAGGCAAGACAACAUGCGACUUCAGGAGGAGUCUCAGACUGCUUCUGCUCAGCUGAGGAAAUUCACCGAGUGGUUUUUCCACACCAUCGACAAGAAACCUUAAAUUACACUAAAAGCCCUAACUGGUUCACUCAGUAGAGGAAUGUAAACAUAGGGUUCAAAUACAAUUACUUAAUAGUUGUUGUAGUAGCUAUAGUCUGUGUCUGACCGUGUUCAGCUGACAAUACCAGCAGUGAUGGGGUAGUUGAAGAGAACUAAGUCAUAUUAUUUAUCAAGUGGAGCUAUAUGGGAAUGUGCUUUAGUUUGUGCUCACUACAAAAAAAAAUGAAUGUAUCUCAUGGUGUCAUUUCAGACAAAUCUAUAAACAAGAAAAACUUCUAUUCUUAAUUUGUUAUAAAUCAUAAGGUAACGUAGUCCACCAUUUUAAACGUUUAAUCAGUGAAGAUAUUAACCAACCCUAUUGGCUUUUCAGUAUUGUAAAAUAGAAGAGCCAAGCAGUAACUUUGAUGUUAAAGGUGCUCUAUUUUUUGUAAGUAGUUUUUAUUUCCACUGUCAGUGUCAUAGCAAUAAGAAGGUAUAGUCAAUAGUCACAAAACUGUGUUUAAAAGUUAGCACUAAUGUGAUCAAAUAUUUGUUUAAAUGCAGUUGUAUUAGAACUUAUUUAUUUGCAGGAACAAAUGGUGCCUGAUAUGAAAGUGUUUGGUUUUCUUUUUUUAAACACAUGCCUUGUUAACGGCUCACUAAUUUACUCACCACCUAUUCUUUUUCUUUCUGUAUAGUUUACUUGCAGCUAUAACAGUUCUAAUACCUUGUACUAGAACUAGGGUGUGAGCCAACAAACCACUUUUACAAUGCCAAAUGUGUUCAUCUUUGUACAGAAACUCUGAGGAAGUGUCUUGUAUUUAACACCAUUAUUUAAGCUUAUUUAACCUUAAUGUUUAUUUUGUUAAGUUUUUUUUUUAUCUGCACUAUGAAGAGGACAGCUUCCUGUAAGCUGGCAUUUCUAUAGCUUGUCAGGGCUAUACUGAUGAUUUCUAGAAACUCCAACAUUUGGAUGCUGCUAGUACAUAGUUCAUUGGUUUGUAUGCUUUUAUGUCUUUAUUUGUAAACCGUUUCAUAUAAGAUGGGACAUACAUUUUGCUUUUUUUAAAUAAAUGUAGAACAUAAAAACACAUACUGUUUUAUGUGGUCAUUUGGCUUUUGAUUGACAUGUGUACAACAUACAGUAGUAACAUCACUGUUCAAAUUAUAAUAAUGCAUGAGAACUCAACCACGGUUAAGGGUUUGUUAAAAUCCCAAUACAUCUUACCGGUUUAUAGCUGUCACCCCAUGCAGAACUUACGGCACAGUUCUGAAAUUUUCUGAAAAAAUUAUAUUUUAAAAAAAUUAAAUGGUGUUACAUUAGUGCAAGCUUUGUUUUUGUAAUUUAUAAUAAUGUUAUAGUUUUGUUGGAUGUCUCUUGUUAUGACAGAAAUUUGGCACAGUUUGAGCUAUCCUUUGCUUCACAGUCCACACCAAAACUGCACAAUGUGACAUCU
Messenger RNA from Polyodon spathula (Mississippi paddlefish), 6816 nucleotides. RefSeq names its product signal-induced proliferation-associated 1-like protein 2. Gene Ontology annotation, molecular function: protein binding; GTPase activator activity. Gene Ontology annotation, cellular component: cytoplasm. The record is from RefSeq and is a predicted model, not a curated record. The transcript is spliced from 20 exons. Bases 456 to 5381 code for a protein of 1641 amino acids. NCBI's taxonomy places the organism in Eukaryota, Metazoa, Chordata, Actinopteri, Acipenseriformes, Polyodontidae. Gene Ontology annotation, biological process: regulation of small GTPase mediated signal transduction; activation of GTPase activity.